UUAGCGCUGGCUGUGGGAAGAGAGAAGUGAAGUCAGUCACCUGGUGGUGAAGGGCCAGUAAAACAGCAAAGCAGGAGGAGAAUUUUCCUCUCCCUUUCUGGCUCUCUCUCUCUCUCCCUCUUUUCUCUCCUCUGUAGGAUCCCCGUCCUAUUCUCUCAACUCUUUUUAGCAUAACCUUCAAAGGAGAUCGUUCCCUUCAGACUUUAUUAUCUUCUUUUCUCCAUUGAGAGAAUACCUCUUAGCUGCAAGACGUUUUUAAGUCCAUGCACGACUUCGGGGAUUUGGUUAUCUUGCCAGGGAAAUUGAUCACUGCUCGGGACUCACUGUGCUAAAUUAGCUACCAGAGUAAGCCUGGCGGAGGAAGGCUUUUAUCACAUACUCUUCUCUUCAGUUUGAACACAUUUGCUUGAAAUUUGCCGCAUGAUGCUGUCCAGGGAAGCAGCUUUUUUUCUUGGGAUGCAGCAAUUCGCUGGUUUCUAAGCUUAUUGCAGAAGAAGAAAUAAUCUUAAAUAGAGUGGAUCUUCCCCCCCUCCGCCCCCCACCGCCGGCUUGAUUCGACUGGGCUGUGUGGCACCGCGGUAAAGAUCACCUGUCACCCAAUCUUUCAGGAAGUAAAACAAACUGAAUUAUAAUUAUUAUUUAUUUAUUUUUAUUAUUUUUAACCGGUGGAGGCGGCGUGAUCACGGAGAAUGAGACUGAGAGAAGCUGCCAGGGCUUGGAGGAGGAUAAAGCUGAGUUUAGGCUGGAAACUAAAAGACUAGAUUGUUUUUUGGUUCAACUUGCCCGGUUUCUCUCCACUUCCUUUAGUUUCGCUCCAUGGACAGAUCAACAAACCUGGACAUCGAGGAGCUAAAGAUGACACGAGAACAAUAUAUACUAGCAACACAGCAGAACAACCUGCCAAGAGCUGAGAAUGCACAACUUUACCCAGUGGGGAUUUAUGGAUGGCGAAAGAGGUGCUUAUACUUCUUUGUCCUUCUGCUGUUGGUUACCAUGAUAGUUAACUUAGCCAUGACAAUAUGGAUAUUGAAAGUGAUGAAUUUCACUGUGGAUGGUAUGGGAAAUCUGAGAGUCACCAAGAAGGGAAUCCGACUUGAAGGUAUAUCUGAGUUUCUACUUCCAUUGUAUGUGAAAGAAAUUCAUUCCCGAAAGGAUAGUCCACUGGUCUUACAGUCUGACAGGAAUGUAACAGUGAAUGCAAGAAAUCACAUGGGGCAGUUAACUGGACAGCUGACAGUAGACAACAUUGCCAACAAAAGUGGAAUAAAGACAUAUUUUACCUCAUCCUGUCAAAAUUCAGAGAGGCCAGGACCAGGAGAAAAUACCAUAAUAAUUUAUGAAAUGGCUGGCAAGGAAGUCAUACCAGGAGCUGAUGCUGUGGAAGCUCAGUGUAAAAGAUUUGAAGUGAGAGCGAGUGAAGAUGGCAGGGUGCUGUUUUCUGCAGAUGAAGAUGAGAUUACCAUUGGGGCUGAAAAGCUGAAAGUCACAGGCACGGAAGGAGCAGUAUUCGGGCACUCUGUUGAAACACCUCACAUCAGAGCAGAACCUUCCCAAGACCUCAGGCUUGAAUCACCCACCAGGUCCUUGAUCAUGGAAGCUCCACGAGGGGUGCAGUUGAGCGCGGCUGCAGGAGACUUCAAGGCCACCUGCAGGAAGGAGCUGCAUUUGCAGUCUACAGAAGGGGAGAUAUUUCUGAAUGCAGAAAAAAUCCGGCUGGGGAAUCUCCCGACGGGCUCUUCCUCCUCCUCCUCCUCCUCGCCGAGCUCCUCAAAUUCCCGGCAGACCGUGUACGAACUGUGCGUCUGCCCCAACGGCAAACUCUACCUUUCUCCAGCAGGAGUCAGCUCCACGUGUCAGUCCAGUAGCAACAUCUGCUUGUGGAGCUGAAGUGACUGAUUCCUCCUCACACCAGAAUAGCCUUUUGUUCCUGUCCGUCUGCUUCACAGUCCCGCUCGGUUUCCCUUGUGAUCAGUCCAGAGCUGCUUCAAAUGGUCCACAGAGCAACUUCUUCCAAUGCAAGCGGGGGUUCGCCGCCACCUUCUCUUGUGAUUGCCUGUCCUGUUCAAGGCAGAAAGUGUGGGUGUCGGGGCAGUGGAAAAAUGGUCUUCAGCGGGAAAACUGGAUCAUAACUUUUGCUCAAAAGGGAGAAAAACAUAGGUGCCUUUGCUACGUGAAGUGAAGCACACAGUUUUAGAUUUUUGCAGGACCCGGGGAUGAACCGCAUAUACAUACAUUAAUUAUAUAGAUGAAAUUCCCAGUAUCCGACGGCAAGAUGAGAUGGUUGACCCUGUCAGAAAACUAAUUCUACAGCCUGAAAGCACAAUUUUCCAAUCGUGGGUUUUUUGGUUUUUUUUUUUUUUUUUUUUUGGAUGUAAACUUUUAUCCCCAAAUUUUAAAAUUUUCAAGCAUUAGAUGAUGCUUGCUUUGCUAAAAAUUAAAUUCAAUACAUGAUUUUUAACAAAACGAAACAAAACGACAGAAUUCCACCCUGA
Mustela erminea (ermine) is the source of this 2492-nucleotide messenger RNA. RefSeq names its product sarcoglycan zeta (gene SGCZ). NCBI's taxonomy places the organism in Eukaryota, Metazoa, Chordata, Mammalia, Carnivora, Mustelidae. Gene Ontology annotation, cellular component: sarcolemma; sarcoglycan complex. The transcript has 9 exons. The record is from RefSeq and is a predicted model, not a curated record. Gene Ontology annotation, biological process: heart contraction; cardiac muscle tissue development. The coding region runs from base 817 to 1887 and encodes 356 amino acids.